Corylus avellana is the source of this 1183-nucleotide messenger RNA. RefSeq lists its product as uncharacterized. Lineage: Eukaryota; Viridiplantae; Streptophyta; Magnoliopsida; Fagales; Betulaceae. Gene Ontology annotation, molecular function: fatty acid binding. The record is from RefSeq and is a predicted model, not a curated record. Gene Ontology annotation, biological process: systemic acquired resistance.
UUACCAUUUUGCAAGAGUUUGGGACCUUUUGGCUACGUUUAUUAUUGCAGUAAAAUUACAGUCGACCGUCUUCCAUUAAUCCAGUCAAGAGUAGAGUACGUACCUGCAAAACAAAGACAAGAACAUUUCAAUGCCCAAGUCAGUAGGAUUAUAUAUGAAAGGAUAAAAAUAGAAAAUGCUUAAUGGUAAAUGUAUUAGGAUUUGCCACAUUCUUUAUAGGAUUGCUAUAAAUAAAGUAAGCAGGCUUAAUAUUGCAAUUAUCGGAGAUUAGGGACUCGAUAUGAAAGGUGGUCGAUUCUAAGCCUUUCCAGUUCAUCCACUAUCAUUAAUGGUGGCAUCUGGAAGGAUUGAGUAGAAGGGAUGGUAGUGAUGAUAUUGGAGAGUGGAGACACCAACCUUGAUUGGACUACAAAGAAGUAUAUAAUGCAAUAAGAAAACUCUCUAUGUUUUAGUGCAAGCUCCAUUAGGACGAAGUGGGUGAUUGGAGGGAGCACUUUUUUAGCUCGAAUUGUAGUAUAAAAAGCUGUCGUUGGGGGGAAAGGAUUGCUGCAUUGUGAGAUAUAGGAAUAUUGGAGGCUCCAAUGAUGAAUAAGUUAAUCUGCCUUCUGGGAUUGCUGCUGAUUGUCGGCAUUGCUGGGGUUGAAAGGAUUGAUGGGGCAAGCGCAUGUGGAAAAUCUACUCCAGACAAUGAGGCUUUGAAGCUUGCUCCUUGUUCAACGGCGGCACAAGAUGCGAAAGCAGAUGUUCCUGACAGUUGCUGCCUCCAGGUGAAGAGAAUAGGCCAAAACCCAAGUUGUCUAUGUGCUGUCCUGCUUUCUGACACCGCCAAAAGCUCGGGAGUCAAGCCUGAGAUUGCUAUCACCAUCCCCAAGCGCUGCAACAUUCCUAAUCGCCCAGUUGGGUACAAGUGUGGACCUUACACACUGCCUUGAAUUGAUGGAACAUAAGGUGCUGAAGGCCAUGGACUAGGGCAUAAAGAGCUGGUAGUGGUGGCUGUAGUUUCAGCUUGUAUAUUUAGGCAAUAAAAGCCAGCAGAUUGUAUGCCUUCAGGCUCCAUAUAUAAUAUAUUAUAUAUAUGCUUUUAGAAUUAUCUUUAGUUAUCAGUUGUCAAUUCAAAGAAGUUGCAUGCCCUGUUUAUAAAGGAAAAUGGCAGAAAUUCAAAGAAGAAAACAUAGCAGAGACA